GCGGGCGCCGGGGCGCCGCCGCCUAAAAGAGACCCCCGCGGCAAUCAAAAACGCACCGCUCCUACAACAUCGGCGGACCAGCCAGCCAUGGCCCAGCUGCGCGUCGCCCCCGGCGGCGAGCACGUGCUCCCGAAGGAGCCCCCGCAGACGGGCGGCUUCGACUUCGGGCUGGCGGCGCGGAACGCGCGGCUCGCCGCCGCCGCCGGCGCGACGGCAAGCAUGCCCGAGCCCAUGUCGACGGGCACGACCAUCUGCGGCGUCGUCUACGCCGGCGGCGUGGUCCUCGGCGCGGACACGCGCGCCACGGGCGGCUCGGAGGUCGCCGACAAGAACUGCGAGAAGAUUCAUUACCUCGCGCCGAACAUCUACUGCUGCGGCGCGGGCACGGCGGCGGACACGGAGAAGACGACGGAGCUCAUCGCGUCGCAGCUCGAACUGCUGCGGCUGGGCACGGGCACGCAGUCCCGCGUCGUCGCCGCCACGACCCUCCUCAAGCGGACGCUCUUCCGGUACCAGGGCCACGUCAGCGCCGCGCUCGUGCUCGGCGGCGUGGACUGCACCGGCCCCUCGCUGUACCAGAUCUACCCCCACGGGUCGACGGCCAGGCUCCCCUACGUGACCAUGGGCUCCGGGAGCCUCGCGGCGAUGAGCGUCUUCGAGACGCGCUACGCGGAUAACCUGGACGAGGCGGCGGCGAUCGCGUUGGUCAAGGACGCCAUCCGCGCGGGCAUCUUCAACGACCUCGGCUCCGGUUCUAACGUCGACGUCACGAUCAUCCGGACGGGCGGCGAGGCGACGGUGCUCCGCGGCUACGAGACGCCCAACGACACGCGGCCGCUGCGCGAGGCUUAUGUGAGACCCAAGGCCCUCGUCCCCGUCAAGGCGACGGCCGUGUUAUCGACGCAAGUCGAGGUGACGGACGCGGACGCGAUGGAGCUCUAGCCGGGCGUAAGGAUUAGGUUACUUCAA
Molecule: messenger RNA, 969 nt
Organism: Pelagomonas calceolata
Lineage: Eukaryota; Pelagophyceae; Pelagomonadales; Pelagomonadaceae
Source: the annotation of a GenBank genome assembly